This is a messenger RNA of Colius striatus (speckled mousebird), 2505 nucleotides long. RefSeq names its product LCK proto-oncogene, Src family tyrosine kinase (gene LCK). The record is from RefSeq and is a predicted model, not a curated record. Gene Ontology annotation, molecular function: non-membrane spanning protein tyrosine kinase activity; signaling receptor binding; ATP binding. Gene Ontology annotation, cellular component: extrinsic component of cytoplasmic side of plasma membrane. The transcript has 12 exons. Gene Ontology annotation, biological process: cell surface receptor protein tyrosine kinase signaling pathway; T cell differentiation; innate immune response. The coding region runs from base 211 to 1821 and encodes 536 amino acids. Lineage: Eukaryota; Metazoa; Chordata; Aves; Coliiformes; Coliidae.
GAGUUUGCUCAUGAGGCAGGAAGCCAGGGCAGGCGUGAGCAGGAGCAGCGGCGAGGAGCGCGCCCGCGGGCCGGGGGCUCCGCUCUGCUGCCCUCAGCGCCCCCCCGGCCAUGGGACGGACGUGAGCGGGGACGGCGGCACCUUCCCUGGCGCGGCUGGGCCAUGGCGGUCUGAGAGCGGCUGCCCCUCGCCUCGUGGCCAGCAGCCACCAUGGGCUGCUGCUGCAGCUCGGACUACGACGAGGACUGGAUCGAGAACAUCGACAUUUGUGAGCACUGCAAUUACCCCAUCGAGCCCGACAGCAAGCGCCAGAGGCUGAUCCGCAACGGCUCCGAUGUGCAGGACCCCUUGGUGUCCUACGAGGCCACGUCUCCGCCGUGCUCCCCCCUGCAAGGUGAGGUCCAGCCGUGGCAGGGGGUGGCUGUGGACACCCCCCCAGUUGGCCACCGCCACCCUGUCCCUCUGCUUGCCCUCCCAGAUAAGCUGGUGGUGGCCCUGUACAACUACGAGCCCAAGCACGACGGGGACCUCGGGCUGCGCAAGGGCGAGAAGCUGCGCAUCCUGGAGGAGAAUGGGGAGUGGUGGAAGGCACAGUCACUCACCACGGGCCAGGAGGGGCUGAUCCCCUACAACUUCGUGGCCAUGGUGAACACCCUGGAGCCCGAGCCGUGGUUCUUCAAAAACAUCAGCCGGAAGGACGCGGAGCGGCAGCUCCUGGCAUCGGGCAACACACACGGCUCCUUCCUCAUCCGGGAGAGCGAGACCUCCAAAGGCUCCUACUCACUGUCCGUGAGGGACUUCGACCAGAACCAGGGGGAGAUGGUGAAGCACUACAAGAUCCGCAACAUGGACAACGGCGGGUUCUACAUCUCCCCCCGCGUCACCUUCGGCAGCUUGCACGAGCUGGUGGAGCAUUACACACGCAGCUCUGACGGGCUGUGCACCCGCCUCGGGAAGCCGUGCCGGACCCAGAAGCCGCAGAAGCCGUGGUGGCAGGAUGAGUGGGAGGUGCCACGGGAGUCACUGAAGCUGGUGGAGAAACUGGGAGCAGGGCAGUUUGGAGAAGUCUGGAUGGGCUUCUACAACGGCCACACCAAGGUGGCCAUCAAAAGCCUGAAGCAGGGCAGCAUGUCACCCAGCGCCUUCCUGGCAGAGGCCAACCUCAUGAAGAACCUGCAGCACCCGCGCCUGGUGCGGCUCUACGCCGUGGUGACCAAGGAGCCCAUCUACAUCAUCACAGAGUACAUGGAGAAGGGCAGCCUCGUGGACUUCCUCAAGACCUCAGACGGAGUCAAGCUCGGCAUCAACAAGCUGCUGGACAUGGCAGCGCAGAUUGCUGAAGGGAUGGCUUUCAUCGAGGCCAAGAACUACAUCCACCGGGACCUGCGUGCUGCCAACAUCCUCGUGUCAGACACCCUGGGCUGCAAAAUCGCCGACUUCGGGCUCGCCCGGCUCAUCGAGGACAACGAGUACACGGCUCGGGAGGGUGCUAAAUUCCCCAUCAAGUGGACGGCGCCGGAGGCCAUUAAUUACGGCACGUUCACCAUCAAGUCCGACGUUUGGUCGUUCGGGAUCUUGCUGACCGAGAUCGUCACGUACGGCCGGAUCCCGUAUCCAGGGAUGAGCAACCCCGAGGUGAUCCAGAACCUGGAGCGUGGCUACCGCAUGCCGCAGCCCGACCACUGCCCGCGGGAGCUCUACGAACUGAUGGUGCAGUGCUGGAAGGAGAGGCCCGAGGAACGGCCAACCUUCGAGUACAUGAAGAGCGUGCUGGAGGAUUUCUUCACUGCCACCGAGGGCCAGUACCAGCAGCAGCCGUGACCCUCAGCUUGGGGUGUCCGGGGGUGCUCCCCGACCCUCCCCUGCGCCACGUUCCCACAGACUGCACACACCUCACGUUGGCAAACGCUGCCUGGACCUCAGCAGUAAAGAUCUGAAGCGCUUGGAGUCUUUGGAGCCGCAGGUUUCACCCCCCUAGAAGGAGAUGGAGGAGCUGGGCUGAGGAGCGACUCCAGAGAGGGGAGAGCUGGUGCAGCCUGGGGGUGCCCACCGCGCAGUCCCUCUGCUUGCCCCGGUGCCCGCCCAGCCUCCAGCUCCCAUGAGGGUGCCCAGGGGCCGCGCCACCCCCUCAGCCUGCUUUGCCUGGGCCUCGCUGCCUCCUUCCCCCCCGGCGCUGGCAAGCAGCCCCUGGCAAGCGAUGGCCGCCCCAGCCUUGGCCAUGGGCAGCCCUGUCUCCAGCCAUGGUGUGUGCAGGAGCGAGAGGCCUUUGCCCAGCAGUGGCCACGGUGGCUACAGCCUGGGGCUGCCUUGGCCACCACGGGUGAUGCUCACAGGGGAUGGACCCCCCCCAACCCCAGCCAGGGCUGCUGCGGGGGGCUUGGGGCCCCUCUCACGGCAGGCCCAGAGUAUGAGACCCCCCACAGUCCCACUCCUGCCGACCCCGAUGGGGGGAACAAGCGGGAUCAGGACUGAGACCGUGGCGCUGGUGGCGACCACCACCCCAUC